Molecule: messenger RNA, 1860 nt
Organism: Lodderomyces parapsilosis
Lineage: Eukaryota; Fungi; Ascomycota; Pichiomycetes; Serinales; Debaryomycetaceae
Gene: GRF10
Product: Grf10p
Exons: 1
Coding region: 1-1860 (619 amino acids)
Biological process (GO): regulation of transcription by RNA polymerase II; cell differentiation
Molecular function (GO): RNA polymerase II cis-regulatory region sequence-specific DNA binding; DNA-binding transcription factor activity, RNA polymerase II-specific
Source: RefSeq, a predicted model, not a curated record
AUGUCAGAAACAACUAUAACCCCUAGAAGCAAUUUCAGUUUCAAUAUUAAUGCCAAUGGCAGUAUAUCAACCACUUCCCCCACUGCCACUAUAGUCAAUACAUCAACCACCAUUAAUCCACCACAAAAACGUAUAAGAGCCACUGGUGAAGUAUUAAAUUUCCUAAUACUGGAAUUUGAGAAAAACCCUAGCCCCAGUCCUGAUCGUAGAAAGUUUAUUAGUCAACAAGCACAAAUGAAUGAAAAAGCAGUGAGAAUAUGGUUUCAAAAUAGAAGAGCUAAACAAAAGAAGCAUGAAAGAAGUUUAAGACAAGCACAAUCAUCAGUAUCAUCUGCAUCAUCUUCAUCCUCAUCAUCUUCAUCCACUACGUCUUCUUUAUCUACUGCACCAACGACAGUGACUGAUUCUAGUUCAUUCGGCAAACACUUGGCUUCACACCAUACUACAUUUGAUUUUAUCCAAAAACAUGUACCCAUAGAAAUCAAUGACAAGUACUCAUUUAUUGAUUGUACUUCAUUAUCAGUUGGAUCAUGGCAAAGGAUUAAAAGUGGUAUUCAUAAACAACUGUUGCUUCAAAACAAUUUGAUCAACCUAUCACCAUUCAAUUUAAACAAUGUUAUGCAACAAGUUGACUUGUUGGUUUUACUUUCAAGGAAAAACCACGAAUUAAACUACUUUUUUCUGGCCCAUGCCAAUGAUUCCAAGAUUUUAUUUCGGAUUUUUUACCCCUUGAGUGCCAUUUCUCAUUGUUCACUACAUGAUAACUUGGUUCAACAUAGUGACAAUGGAGGAAAUGAUGUUUGUGAUAGUAAUGAAUUAAAGAUUCACUUAUGUCAUCAACCUAAAUUUUCAGUGUAUUUCUUCAAUGGAUUGAAUUCAUCAACCAAUCAAUGGUCUAUAUGUGAUGAUUUUAGUGAAGGACAACAAGUCAGUCGAGCUUACUCCAGUACCGUUGACAAGGAGUAUAAAUUUAAAGACUUUGAGACAACUACUGCAACUGGAGAAGAAGGAGAAGAUGAUGAGUCAGAGGAACAAGAUGAGGGUAAUUCAGAUGUACCUCAUGUACUUGUUGGAUCCAAGAUUGCUCUUAAUUAUCUUAGUUCUUAUAUAAGUCAAAGCAUAGUGGGAUUAACCAACAACAACAACAACAACGCGACUACCAAUAACACACCACAUGCUUCAACUGCUGCUGCCACUACUGAUAUCACCAAUUCCCAAUUUAUUACGUCUAUCCCACCUGAAUCCUUGGCUUCAUUGAAACACCACUCAUUUGACCUUGGCAUUACAUUCAAUGGACAGAAUCCUAACUCAAUGUGUCCCAAUGAUUUGUCAUCACUAACGUUGAAUAUUGACACAAACAACAGUAACCGUAACGACACUUCCAACAACUAUGCCCCUAACAACUUGUCUGUUCCUAGUUCUGCAACGGCUACUGCAACAACUACAUUCAAUGGACUGCCCUUUUCAACCACAUCUAAUCAAUUUUAUCAAGCUGACACACCACAAUCACUACAAUCGUUUGGUAAUUUCAAUAACGCCAACACCAACACCAACAACAACAACAAAUUAGAUCCAUUGAAUCUCACACACAUCAAGCCUACGACUUCACCCGAAGAUGUAUUGUCAUUUUCCAGUGAUCAUCAUAAUCAUGCACUUUUCAGUGGUGUAGGUAGCAAUGAUGUUACAAAUGCAUACGUACAUGGCUCUAGUCAUCAAAUUAAUGAUUUUGUGGUUGGUGUAUCGGACAAUAUACCAUAUUUGAACAAUAAUAAUAACAAUAACAAUGACUUUGAUCCAAUUGAUUUAGUUGGUGGGAAUGGUGAUUUUCAAUCAUCAAAUAUUGAUUUCAUUGAUUUUUGA